Erigeron canadensis is the source of this 949-nucleotide messenger RNA. RefSeq names its product auxin-responsive protein SAUR50. The transcript has a single exon. The record is from RefSeq and is a predicted model, not a curated record. Gene Ontology annotation, biological process: response to auxin. Lineage: Eukaryota; Viridiplantae; Streptophyta; Magnoliopsida; Asterales; Asteraceae. The coding region runs from base 91 to 405 and encodes 104 amino acids.
UUCUAUCCUUUAUUCACCACCACCAUCACCUUUUAUAAUAAAACCAAACACACUCUUAGCUAGGUGAAAACCAGUAUUUCUUCACUAAAAAUGGGCAUCAAAAAAUCAAACAAACUUUCACAAGCAGCAUUAUUAAAGCAAAUACUAAAAAGAUGUUCAAGUCUAGGCAAAAAACAUGGAUAUGAUGAUGAUGGACUUCCACUUGAUGUCCCAAAAGGCCAUUUUCCCGUCUAUGUAGGCGUAAAGCGCACCCGAUAUAUCGUACCGAUAUCGUAUUUAACACAUCCUGAAUUCCAAAGGUUGCUCCAACAUGCUGAAGAAGAAUUUGGGUUUCAUCAUGAAAUGGGUCUCACUAUUCCUUGUGAAGAAGUCGUUUUUCAAUCACUCACUUCUAUGCUACGAUGACGUGUUUCAGACUAGUGGUUGAUUAAUUAUGGGACUCGAGAGUAUCGCAUAAAAUUAGUGGUUGAUAUAGUGUACGGAGAGAUUUUUUAGAUGUGGCGCUUUGACGCUGACCAAAAAUGAUGGUGGCGAAGACGGGUGGUGACUGCGCUGAGUGCUGUUAUUACUAUUGUUGGAUAUGUUCGAAAAAUAUGGGUUUUUGCAGAGCUAAAGUGUUUAAAUCCAGAAAAACGUACAACUGUUGAAGAACGAAGCACAAGUUGUUUAAACGUUUGAUUUCUGAGAUGGUGAUUUUGAGCUCUGGGAAAAGGGAUUUCCUUUUUUUUUAACCAUAUUUAUUUGUUUUCUUUUAUUUUUUGGCUGACUCUUACCCAAAAUAUAGAAAUUUAAUAAGUUUAGUAUUUUGGGUUAGAUGAUUGAAUGAAUGAAUUUGUACAAAUGAAAUGUUGUAAUUUUCCUCAUUUGAGGUGUAAAUUGUUUUACACCCACUUGAGAGUGACUAAAUGUUUCCCUAAUAUUAUGAGAUAUUUGGUGGUUUUUUAACAAA